Sclerotinia borealis F-4128 is the source of this 1524-nucleotide messenger RNA. NCBI's taxonomy places the organism in Eukaryota, Fungi, Ascomycota, Leotiomycetes, Helotiales, Sclerotiniaceae. The record is from the annotation of a GenBank genome assembly.
AUGAAUCAAUCACAGACACAACAGAAACCAGCCUUAACCACAAUAAAAGGAUUUCAGACUCCUGUCGCUUCAGGAGAUGAAGAUUCUGAUUAUGGCUCUAAUACUCCAGCACGAUACAACCCAAAAAUCAGUGAUAUUGUCACCGCAAAUUGCAGCCCUUCAUUGAAACCAUUCAGAUCUCCGGGACUGGGUGGCAUUAGUAAACUAAAGCUACAACUCGAUACUUUGAACUUGGAAAACGAAUCCAGAACAAAUUCGAUGGUGCGCAAUCAAUCUCAUUCUCAACCACAAAGUAGUACGGCAACGACAUCUGACGAUUUGAGCGAUGAUGAACGAUCCGAUAAUACGAGCUACGAGAUUCCUUUGGAACAUGACUUCGUCAGCGAAAGUGUGUGCGAAAGGCCAAUGUUUAAUGCGGUCGAAGGAGGAUUAGUUCAGGAUACCAUCGCGAGAAAGAUGACAGCAGACGACUUCGAAUCUUUACGAUGUUUAGGAAAGGGAACAUUUGGGACUGUUAUCCUGGUCAAGCAACGCACAACAGGUACACUAUUCGCUCAGAAACAAUUCAAAAAGGCAUCCUUAACGGUCCACAAGAGAUUGGUGGAGCAGACCAAGACAGAAAGAAGCAUUCUUGAAAGCGUAAAUCGACAUCCCUUCGUUGUCAAAUUAUUUUACGCAUUCCAGGACCAAGAGAAAUUAUACUUGAUUUUGGAAUAUGCGCAGGGAGGGGAAUUGUUCACUCACUUGGCACAAGAACGCAUGUUUACCGAGGAAGCAGCAUCGUUCUAUAUGGCGGAGAUGGUUUUGGCUUUGGAGCAUCUUCAUCAAAAUCUUGGAGUCGUCUAUCGCGACCUCAAACCCGAAAAUUGUCUCUUGGAUGCCGAAGGUCACUUACUUCUCACCGAUUUCGGACUAAGCAAGGUCGCUGUUGACGAAAAUGAUAAAUGCAAUUCGAUGUUGGGUACUGUCGAAUAUAUGGCACCUGAAAUCAUUCUUGGACAAAAGUACGGAAUGGCCGUCGAUUGGUGGUCUUUUGGUGCUCUUGGAUUCGAUUUAUUGACUGGCAGCCCACCAUUUCAUGGUCAAAAUAUUGCAAAAAUUCAGGAACGGAUUGUGAAGCAAAAGCUUGUCAUGCCUUAUUUUCUUGGACCAGAUGCGAAAGAUUUGUUGACUCGUCUACUUCGUAAGGAACCAAACAAAAGACUCGGAUCUCAUAUGCCCAAGGACAUGGCCAUUAUCCAAAAACAUCGAUUCUUUCGGCGUAUUGAUUGGCAGAAACUUGCAAAGAGAGAAGUCAAGGCACCAAUUCAACCAUUGAUCACAGAUCCGGAACUCGCGGAGAACUUUUCGGAUGAUUUCACUGAGCUUUCUUUGAGUCCUGUACUUACCAGUCACAAUAUACCAUGGAGUGCGACUUCUGCGAACGAGAAUAAUCCUUUUGGCGGAUUCAGUUAUGUUGCAAGUCAGAGUCUGUUGGAUUCAAAUGGAUUCUUAGAAAUGAACCAUAACAAAGUGACCGCAUGA